AUGGGCCUUUUCGGCCACAUGCGCAUCCACGAGAGCGGCCUUGACCGCACUCCCGACACACCCACCACAUCCACCGCGCACACCCCCGCUCUCGUUCCAUCCGUCUGCGCCACCACCACCACCACCACCACCACCGCACCCUCUGUAGCUGACACUGACACCGCCGACUUCUCAUGCCCACACUGUCCACGCACAUUCACCUCACGCAUCGGCCUGGUGGGUCACUUGCGAAUCCAUCGCACAGAGACUGGCGAACCAGUGCCUGGAGCACCCAUCUAUACCCACGAAGCUCGUCUCAACUGCCCACACUGUCCUCGCACUUUCAGGCAUCGCAUGGGUCUAUUCGGCCACAUGCGCAUCCACGACGACCUGCGGUAG
Molecule: messenger RNA, 378 nt
Organism: Spirometra erinaceieuropaei
Lineage: Eukaryota; Metazoa; Platyhelminthes; Cestoda; Diphyllobothriidea; Diphyllobothriidae
Source: the annotation of a GenBank genome assembly